This is a messenger RNA of Trichoderma reesei QM6a, 1034 nucleotides long. RefSeq lists its product as uncharacterized. Gene Ontology annotation, cellular component: cytosol. Gene Ontology annotation, molecular function: oxidoreductase activity. The transcript is spliced from 6 exons. NCBI's taxonomy places the organism in Eukaryota, Fungi, Ascomycota, Sordariomycetes, Hypocreales, Hypocreaceae. Bases 210 to 1034 code for a protein of 274 amino acids. The record is from RefSeq and is a predicted model, not a curated record.
CUCUCAUCCAAAGCAGAGUCCCCACCAAUCUCUUCCGCUCAGCUGUGGCCCGUCCGUCUAUCCUUCAAGGCGGCUAUAUUUGGUGCUCCUAUCGAUAUAGUAGUAGCGUCCAGCGACGAACCCUCCUCUCCUCCUUGACUCAUCCUCGCCGUCUUCUUCCUCUCAUUAUUACCCCUGGAAACAAUCCAUCCACGACCUUUACCCGCAAAAUGUCGUCCGCCUCAGCAGCAGCAAAGCGCCUCCACGGCAAGACCAUCCUCAUCACGGGCGCCUCCUCGGGCAUCGGCCGCUCGACGGCGCUCGAGUUUGCGCGGACCAACCCGAGCGGCGACCUGCGCCUCAUCAUCACGGCGCGCCGAAAGGAGUCCCUGGAGGAGCUGGCGGCGCAGAUCCGAGACGAGACCAAGGACGGCGUCAAGGUGCUGCCCGUGCAGCUUGACGUGAGCAAGGCGGAGGAGAUUCGCGGCUUCGUGGGGGGGUUGCCGGAGGAGUGGAGGGAUAUUCAUGUCUUGGUGAACAAUGCCGGAUUGGUCAAGGGCGUGGCCAAGGCGCCUGAAAUCGCCGAGGAGGACAUGAACAUCAUGUUCACGACAAACGUCACCGGCCUCAUCAACAUGACGCAGGCCAUCCUGCCCAUUUUCCAGAAGCGACCGGAUGGCGGCCAGGGAGACAUUAUCAACAUUGGAUCCAUUGCCGGCCGAGAGCCAUACCCCGGAGGCUCAAUCUACUGCGCCACCAAGGCCGCCGUCCGAAGCUUUACGGAGAGCCUGAGAAAGGAGCUCAUCGCCACUCGCAUCAGGGUCAUCGAAGUCGACCCCGGCCAGGUCCAAACGGAGUUUUCCGUCGUCCGCUUUUACGGCGACAAGGCCAAGGCCGAUGCCGUCUACGCUGGCUGCGACCCUCUUACGCCGGAUGAUGUUGCCGAGGUCAUUGUCUUUGCUGCCACCAGGCGGGAGAAUGUCGUCGUUGCCGAUACUCUGCUCUACCCCAACCACCAGGCGUCUGCUCUCAUCAUGCACCGCCGACCGAACUAA